This is a messenger RNA of Didymodactylos carnosus, 1467 nucleotides long. The record is from the annotation of a GenBank genome assembly. NCBI's taxonomy places the organism in Eukaryota, Metazoa, Rotifera, Eurotatoria, Philodinida, Philodinidae.
AUGAACGCGAAAGGAGAGACCAAAGUUAAAACUACUGACAUUGAUAAAUUCAAAGUUCAAUCAAUUUUAGAAACAAUACCAUUCAAUGAGAAAAUAACGCAAAUUCAACUGCAUCCAAAUUUGACAAAAGGCCCAUUACCAUCGAAAGCCGUCGAUGUGAUGUCUCAGUGGUAUUCUCAACAUGAACAAUCACCAUAUCCGUCGCGUAAGCUUCGUGAUUCAAUGGCUAAACAAGGUGGAAUUCAUGAGCAACAAGUAAAAACAUGGUUCUGUAAUAAGAGAAAUAGAACAUUGAAUACGAAAACAAAACGAAGGAAACGAAGUGACAGCAUAACAAUAGAAAAACAGAAAAUGGUUGAUCAUAUAAUGAACAUGUCUUCAGAUACAGUUCAAUUUCCAGCUGGACUCUCUCGUAUGCUUCAAGAUUAUGUUGUUGAUGCUUUACAAAAUCACAUUUCAUCAAAUCAGUUAUAUUCACACGCUGCAAAAUAUUUUGCUUCACGAAAAGAUCAACAGCCUCAAAUUACACAAACGAACUCAACAAACGGAAUAAGUGGGGAUGUUUUGGAUAAUUUUGCCGGUGCAAAUAAACAUCGCCGUCAAUCGGUAUGGGGCGGCACACCGGAUCCGAAUCGUGAUUUAUCCGAUCAAGAAAUUGAAAAAUCGCCGAAAGUGAAUGAAAAACUAUGUAAAAUGGUCAAAGAACAUGUGAUCUAUGUUGGUGAUGAUCCGGCACUUGUUGAACAAUUUGUUAAAUAUUUGGCACCACGUGAUGUUAAAAAAGAUGAAGAAGUUAUACGACAGGGUGACGAAGGUGAUUAUUUUUAUUGUGUUGAAAAUGGAAAAUUUGACGUAUUAGUUAAUAAUAAAAAAGUUUUUGAACUUGAUAAUAAAGGAUGCUUUGGAGAAAUUGCACUAUUGUAUAGUCAACCUCGAACAGCCACGGUUAAAGCAACAACUUCCGGUCGUGUAUGGCAAAUGUCCCGUGAUGUAUUUAGUACAUUAACUGUUUCAUUCGCCAUGAACCAACGAGAAAAAUAUAUGAAAUUUAUUAAAAAAGUCGAUUUUAUAUCAGAUUUCAUUUCGCGUGGAUGGUUAUCAGAGAAUAAACUUCAAGAUUUAGCGGAUGCACUGCGACCAAUAUAUUAUGAUCCAGAACAAAUUGUUUUACAACAAGGUGAUGAUCAAGUAAAUGAAAUGUAUUUUGUGGAAGAAGGAAAAGUGAAAGCAACAAGAAAAGAACAAGAUGGUAGAGAAAAACAAUUGAAAAUCUAUGAGGCCGGAACAUAUUUUGGUGAAUUAGCUUUGCUUGAAAAUAAGCCAAGAUAUGCAACAUUACAAGCAUUAGAGAAAUGUCGACUAGCUGCGCUAGACGCAAAAUCAUUUGAAAAUUUGUUAGGAACAGAAUUAAAAACAAAAUUAAGACAACAUGUUGAAACAUUAUAUACUAAAGGUGGCACAAAAUAG